AUGAACAUACCGGUCGUCACCUUCACCGUAGUCGUUGUCCUGACGGUUUACAUUGUGCUGUCGGCCGCAUUCGAAAUACCGGAUCGUUACAAAAAGCCGGCCAAAAUGUUGCACGAUAUUUGUGUAGCGGAAUCGGGCGCAUCGGAGGAGUUGUUGCGUCAGUGUUUGGAUGGAACGGUCCAUGAUGAUCCGGCUGUGAAGUGUUACAUACAUUGUCUUUUCGACAAGAUCGAUGUUAUCGAGGAGGACACGGGACGCAUCUUGUUGGACCGUUUGCUGUACAUCAUUCCGGACGAUGUGAAGGAAGCGGUGAAUCAUUUAACGCGCGAAUGUAGCCACAUCGUUACUCCUGAUAAAUGCGACACCGCCUUCGAGACGGUCAAAUGUUACUUCAAUGCGCACGAUGAGGUUAUCAAAUUUUGUCACCUUCUGGUACUGGAAUGA
Messenger RNA from Anopheles marshallii, 444 nucleotides. It is a transcript of the gene Obp69a, whose product is annotated as general odorant-binding protein 69a. Gene Ontology annotation, biological process: sensory perception of smell. Gene Ontology annotation, molecular function: odorant binding. The transcript is spliced from 3 exons. Bases 1 to 444 code for a protein of 147 amino acids. The record is from RefSeq and is a predicted model, not a curated record. Lineage: Eukaryota; Metazoa; Arthropoda; Insecta; Diptera; Culicidae.